AUGACGGUUGAAGCCGCAUGUCUCGACUUUACCGCCGUCGUCAAUUACUGGCGAGGAGAGAUCGGUGGAAUGAGCGAGGACGUAGGGACCACAGCUGCCCUACCCUUGCAUAAUAACCGAACUCUGCCCGCAUUCAAGAUCGUGAGCCAUGAAGAAUAUGUUCCGAGAUUCACGGGGAACAUGAAGAGGACCCUUCUUUUGGUAUUUAUCCACGGUUUCAAGGGCGGAGACGAUACGUUUGGGAGCUUUCCUGCCCAUCUUCGCGCUUUAGUUAGUCAUGCGCUGCCGAAUAUAGAAGUCACUGCGGUGGUUUACCCCAAGUUUGAGACGAAGGGGGAUUUGAACGGAUGUGUGGUCAGAUUUCGAGAAUGGCUCCAAAAUACGGUUAUCGACGUGGAAGUCGCAAAUGGAACACCUUCUCCCACCGUUGACCCUUCUGUACAUGUCUUUUUAAUUGGCCAUUCGAUGGGUGGAAUUGUUGCCGUGGAGACCCUCCUUCUUCUGGCGUCGGAACAGCUCUUGCCCACCCCGUCAAGUAUUUCAUCGUCAAAGACGUCAGAGGUAGAGGGCAAUCCGGUAGAAGCUAACACAUUCAUGUUUCCUCACAUCCAAGGACUACUUGCAUUUGACACUCCAUUCCUCGGUAUCGCUCCCGGAGUUGUCUCAUACACGGCUGAAAAUCAUUAUAAAACGGCCACUGCUGCAUACGGGGCGAUUUCGGAGGUAGCUGGUGUAUUUGGCUGGGGAGGUACCAAAACAAGCGAAAAUAAGACUGGAAACACUCCUUCAACAGACGGAAAUACCAAAUCUGCUGCGUCCGCCCUUACCCCUGCUACGAGUACUUCAAACACAGCUUCCUCCACAGAUGAUGCAGCCGCCACCCCAUCUUGGCAGCGCUGGGGGCGGUACGCUAUGUAUGCGGGAGCUGCAGGUGCCGUUGCAGCCGGCGGAGCAGCGGCAUUAUACUCCCAGCGCGACAAAUUUCUAGAAGGCUGGAGCUGGGCUACCUCACAUUUAGAGUUUGUAGGCUGUCUUGCGCGGCCUGAAGAACUACGACGGCGCGUAUCAGCGACCGCAAAGCUGCAGCAGGAGCGAGUCGGUAUAUAUUACGCUCAAAGAUGA
Molecule: messenger RNA, 1122 nt
Organism: Histoplasma mississippiense
Lineage: Eukaryota; Fungi; Ascomycota; Eurotiomycetes; Onygenales; Ajellomycetaceae
Exons: 5
Coding region: 1-1122 (373 amino acids)
Source: RefSeq, a predicted model, not a curated record